GGUAAACAAUUCUAGUAUGAAAUUAAAAUAGUAAAUACAAUGGUUUGCUUCUGCUUUCUGGUAGAUCAGACGAGAAAGGUGCGGCAGCAGAAGCCGGCGGCCGGAAUAUGCUCGCGGUGCGGCGGCGGAGCGAGCGUGGCGGACAUGAAGACGGCCACCAGAUUCUGCUACGUGCCCUUCUACUGGAGGACUUGGAGAGCUAUCGUGUGUACCUUUUGCGGCUCCAUUCUCAAGUCAUAUAGGUAAUUUCACCUCCGCCGCCGCCGCCGCCUCUAAUAUUAAUUAACUAGUCCAUUUAUUUUUGAGAUGGCUAAUGCCCGUGAAAUCGUUUAGCUAGGCGGUUUAUCGAUUUUAUUUUUAUUUGGAUGAUGUACUAACUUCAUUGUUGGUUGUAUAAAGUGGAAGAAAUUUGUAAAUAAAGCUUUUCCUUUGAGUCGCCGAUCAA
Molecule: messenger RNA, 445 nt
Organism: Salvia hispanica
Lineage: Eukaryota; Viridiplantae; Streptophyta; Magnoliopsida; Lamiales; Lamiaceae
Source: RefSeq, a predicted model, not a curated record